Messenger RNA from Salvia splendens (bonfire salvia), 807 nucleotides. RefSeq lists its product as uncharacterized. The transcript has a single exon. The coding region runs from base 1 to 807 and encodes 268 amino acids. The record is from RefSeq and is a predicted model, not a curated record. Gene Ontology annotation, molecular function: nucleic acid binding. NCBI's taxonomy places the organism in Eukaryota, Viridiplantae, Streptophyta, Magnoliopsida, Lamiales, Lamiaceae.
AUGGAGCCUGCUGCCGGAGACAUCGCCGAAGAUAUUGCCGGAAACAGAGACAGAAACAGAGAGUCACACGUCAUACCAGUGACCACCAAAAAUUUGAUGGCUCAAAGUCUGCUACAAUCGAGCCAUUUAGGUAAUGUGCCAUAUGGAGCUUUUCAGAAGGCAGUAAAGGAGUUUGGAGUGAGCCGGAAGAUAGUCUAUAAGGUCUGGUCAGAGGCCAAAAAACAGAUCCAGAGUGGAGUACCUGUCAACAUAGCAAACCGUGUUAAAGGCUUCAAGCGCAAAGAUCAAAUUCAGCUUGAUACUAACAAGGUAAGAUAUCUUUCAAUCCUUGAAAGAGGUACUAUCCGUAAGAUGGCUGUGAAGCUUGAGUUAAGCAAGACUACCGUAGGCAGAAUGGUGAAAUAUGGUAGGCUCAGGCCACACACAAAUGCAGUUAAGCCACUACUUACUGCUGCAAACAAAUUAGCAAGAAUGAAAUGGGGUCUCAUUCAUGUUCAACCAGUGGUGUUCAAUGGUAUGCUCAAAUAUAACACAAUGCACAAUGUAGUGCACAUUGAUGAGAAGUGGUUUUUCAUGACUAAGGCUACGGAUAGGUACUACCUGCUGCCAGAUGAGGAAGAGCCAUAUAGAGCUAUUAAGUCAAAGCGGUUCAUCACAAAGGUCAUGUAUAUGUGUGCUAUGUGUAGACCAUACAUUGCAGAAAAUGGAGAAGUCAUAUUUGAUGAAAAAAUAGGCAUUUUUCCAUUCACUACUAAAGAGCCAGCAAAGAGAGGUUCCAAGAACAGACCAAGCCCAUUCAAUCAGUGA